This is a messenger RNA of Fukomys damarensis (Damara mole-rat), 5326 nucleotides long. RefSeq names its product KH RNA binding domain containing, signal transduction associated 3 (gene Khdrbs3). Gene Ontology annotation, biological process: regulation of alternative mRNA splicing, via spliceosome. Gene Ontology annotation, molecular function: mRNA binding. The record is from RefSeq and is a predicted model, not a curated record. Lineage: Eukaryota; Metazoa; Chordata; Mammalia; Rodentia; Bathyergidae. The coding region runs from base 110 to 1138 and encodes 342 amino acids. Gene Ontology annotation, cellular component: nucleus. The transcript is spliced from 11 exons.
GGGUGACGCUCAUCGGUGGCUUCCUUGGGGUCCGGAACGCUAGAGAAGGAGUCUUGCAGCCGGGUGUGAACGGGACCGGGAAGUGCUGGAGCUCAAGAUCCCGGGGUGUAUGGGGCACGCCUACCCCGACCGAGCUCUGGUGGCUGCCGCCCUCAGCCUUCCUGGAGAGCCUGCUGGGAUGGACGAAAUAGAAAAGUUUCAAAAAGGAGAAGGCAAGGAUGAAGAAAAGUACAUUGAUGUGGUGAUUAAUAAGAACAUGAAGCUGGGACAGAAAGUGUUAAUUCCUGUAAAACAGUUUCCUAAGUUCAACUUUGUGGGGAAACUUUUGGGUCCACGUGGCAAUUCUCUGAAGCGUUUACAAGAAGAAACCUUGACAAAAAUGUCCAUCCUUGGAAAAGGUUCCAUGAGAGACAAGGCUAAGGAAGAAGAAUUGAGAAAAAGUGGAGAAGCUAAGUACUUCCAUCUCAACGACGAUCUCCAUGUCCUCAUCGAAGUGUUCGCCCCACCUGCAGAAGCUUAUGCCCGCAUGGGACAUGCUUUGGAAGAAAUCAAGAAGUUUCUCAUCCCUGACUAUAAUGAUGAGAUCAGGCAAGCACAGCUGCAGGAAUUAACAUAUUUGAAUGGUGGAUCAGAAAAUGCAGAUGUUCCAGUAGUUCGAGGGAAGCCCACCUUGCGUACAAGAGGUGUGCCAACCCCCGCAAUAACCAGGGGAAGAGGAACAGUUACAGCCCGGCCAGUUGGAGUUGGAGUUCCUCGAGGGACACCGACAACCAGGGGAGUCCUUUCUACUCGAGGACCAGUGAGCCGGGGAAGAGGCCUUCUCACACCCAGGGCAAGAGGAGUCCCCCCUACUGGGUACAGACCUCCACCACCACCCCCAGCACAGGAAGCCUAUGGAGAAUAUGACUAUGAUGAUGGAUAUGGCACUGCUUAUGACGAACAGAGUUACGAUUCCUACGAUAACAGCUACAGCACCCCAGCCCAGAGUGGCACCGAUUACUAUGAUUAUGGGCACGGGCUCAGCGAGGAGACCUACGAUUCCUACGGACAAGAGGAGUGGACUAACUCCAGACACAAGGCACCUUCGGCGAGGACAGCGAAGGGCGUCUACAGGGACCAGCCAUAUGGCAGAUACUGAUUGUACUGUCUGAUGUUGUGAAAUAGCCAAUCUCCACCGUCCUGUAUACUGUUCAAAGUAAUUUUUUCUAUGAACAAUCCCUUUUUAAAUAAAUCAAAAUGUUUAAAAUCUGAAUGGAUGGUACUUAAAAACUACUCUGUCGAAACAUCAACCUGGUCAGGAAAAAAAAAAGACAUGUAAAAUUUUGUUAUUUCCAGUCUGUAUAUGAAAAAAUAGGUCAUCAAAAGGAAAAAAAAAUAACUUUGAUUAACUAGUGUUAAACAAAAAAAAUAGGUUUACUAAAUAUGUUAAUCCAUUCUUUUAACAUAAGCCUCACUUUCAUUUUAAAGGUUUCCAUAGAAUUUAGUUAUUUUAUCUUUCAGCCAUAUGCUAGUUUUUUUUCUCUUGCCAACAUGCGUAAAAAGGGAAGCCAAUUACAAGUGCAAAUAAUGUGGUAUUCUUUUGUAACUCAAGUCUUGAAAUGUUCUGUAGUGUUAAGCAAAGUCUCCUCUUGCUUGAUACUAAAUAAACUUUUGAAAGAAAUUUCGUGUGUGUGAGCUAACAGUUUCAUGUUUUUCUUAUUUAAAAAGGCCUUCAUAAAUAGUGGUAAACAGGGAAAGAAUUCCUUUAACAAUGCUUGUCAUAAAAGGGUCACACUAAAUAUUGUACAACUUAUUUUUAAAAUGGUAUAAAAUUAAAUGUACCACUAUAUACUCACCAUAGAUUUAAAUGCUGUUUAGAGUCCAAGUGGUAUCAAGCUGCGUGAGUGACACGUUAAAACUACCAGAACCAAAUCUUGUUUAAAAACUGGUUUUAAAAUAACUACUGGGUUUUCUGGAAAAGAUGUGAUCAGUUUUCAUCUUGUUGAGCGUUUUUUCACUAGUGCAACUUUGGAUUUUUUAUGAGACUUUUGGUACCUUAAUGAACACCUCGCUCCAUGCUGGAAGCAAUAAGCACAAAGCUUUUAAAGACAUUCUGGCUUGACUAAUUGAGGUCGCACUCGCCAAGGCUGAGGAUGUGUAACCCUUAAACGGUCUUCAUUUUCAAAGGAAAUGUCUGGGAUGGCAGAGAAUCUGGUUGUGCCUUGGAGUGAAGCCAGGACAACAUUCCUUCACUGUGAGCUCUGUGUGACAGUCACUGGGAAUGGAGUACAGACGUUGUAAGAUGUGGAACCCUGCAUUCAGUUCACUCGGGAGCUCAUGGAAGAGAUCGGCAGAUAGACCCGUUUCCUCUUGCACAGAAACAUCUCCAUUCUUCAGGAGUUGGCCUGAUGCUCUGUCUUCUGUGAGGUCUGUGUGAGUUAGACCAGUCCAGGAUCCCCAACUCUCUCUGAAGAACAAGUGUAGUUUCUGUUUCUUCAGUUUAGUAGUGGUGAUAUGUAACAUAUUGGAUGCAAGUUGUUAUAAUAAUCAAGCAUGUGGUCAUCACUUUCUAUAAAUUUUGUAACGGAAUUCUCCAACUAUAAGAUGUCAUCUACAUUUUACAGAGGAAGAAACAAGCUUUAUAAAGUGAGGUCAUUUAUUUAGCCCAUAACUUGUCACUGAUGGAACCAAGAUUUGAACCCAUCUCCGUUGAUCCAUAGUCCUGUACCUUUGUCAUAUCAUUACUCUGUCAUUUCUCUGUGCUGUACCAGCUCCCACUGUACUGAAGACUUCACAAGAGAAUUCUUAUAUUCCCAGCAGUAACUCAUGCUGUGAAUUAGCCAAACAUUGUGAUUGAUGCUGCCCUCUCUCUGUCUCUACCUCCUCCCUGCCCCAGGUUCCUUAGAGAAAGAUUCUUCGGUUUUAUUUAGAUUCUGAAUCUUCCAAGACAUUUCAAGUCAGAUCAGUCAGUAUUCACUCAGAUAUAUUUCCAGAGCAUCUGCUCUGCUGGAGACAGUAGGAGUACAGCAACUGAAGACAUAGUUCGUGUACCAAAGAUGCCUCGGUCUGCCCUGGAAAAUGUUAGAGGAAAGCAUCAGUAGGGCUGUUAUAGGUACAUCAAUCGGGGUCUGCUUUGUAGGUUCAUGGAAGAGGGAUAUAGAACCUAGGCAGGGUGGCAGAGGUAUUGAGCCAGUGGAAAGAAGAUAACCACGUAGGGAAGGUACUUGUGGAGCAUUCUUAUUCGAGCUCUGCCAUUUAUCAGCUUUUUAACCUUGAGUCAGUGCUUGGACCUCUCUAAACUGCAGUUUCCUUACCCAUAACAUGGGCACACCAAUGGCACACCUACCUCAGUGCCACUGUGAGGAUUAGCAGCAUGCCUGACGCAAGUAGCCAUGUUUGCUCUUAUUUAUUGCCACGUGUAAGAACUUGAAAGAGAGAAUCAUCUAGGAAACUUCAAGGAUAUCAAGUAAUUAUAGAAAGGAAGAGAGGAUACUGGUUGGUAGGUAAGCCACGACUAAUGAGGGUAUAAUAUGUCCUGCUAAAAGUUGAAAAAACAUGCAACCAUUCUUAAAGAUAAUAUUCUCUUCACCUUUGACCUUACCCUUCUCUAUUCAGCUAAGCAGAGACAAUAGCCUUUUAGACCAUUGCACACGCCUCCAUUUGUGCUGGUCAGUGAUCAUAAACCCAGACAGUGAAUGCCGUAAGAAAUGCCUGAACUUCGUCCUCAAGUUUCCCCCGCCACACACUGAUGACAAGUGUCAUCUUAAUGGUCAGUGUGGUUCCACCUGGUAACCUCAGUCUAGCCAGGGUCAUCUCUCCCAAUGAAGCCACAUGAUCCUGUCAACAGUGUUGCAGUUCCUAUAGUCUAGCUCCCUCAUUUUAAUUCAGAAUUAAUCAGAGAUACCAGCCACUGUGUACAGAAAUGGUUUACAGAAAACGAAUGGUUUAAAAAAAUUAAAAAGUCAGAAGUUAAAUCACAAUAUAAGGAAUUUCAUAGAAUAUAAGUGAUAAAUAAUAAAGCUUAUUUUUAUGCAAAUAAUACCCACUCUCUACUCUCCAUGUCCGUGGUGUUGAACCUUUUAGAGACCAGCUGCAACCCAAAGCCCACUUAUUGCAAAGUGCCAACACUGCAAUUAAACCUGAAUAUUGAGGUUGUGGUUUAGAAAAUCCAACUGUUCUUCAAAGCUCAGCUGCUGGGGUCACUUGGCUCACAUUUUAACAGAGAGGGCUCUACAUGCCCACUGUGGCACAUGGGCCGUGGGUUCACCACCACUGAUCUACAUACUGUACAUGCUUGGUGUUUCACAGGGAUAGAAGGGGAAAAGCCCUUCAUUAUAUUUAAGUAAUCUAUUUUUUGCUUGAUCCAAUUUCCAUCUUUAAGUGCGAAAGGCUGUGGUGUGGAUCAAUCUCUGAUCUGAAUUUUACCCUCCCGUAUCUACUACAAAAUCCUAUCAGUUGUAUUCAACUCUGUCUAAGAUUCCUAUUUUAAGAAUUUUAGUGGUUUCUUUGGCUGUUUAGCACCCAUUCCUGAAAUUAUUUCUCGGAUCUCCUGUAGUGAGUCAUUUGGCAGUACCCACCCAGUAGCUUUCAGUGUGAAACCCGUGUGCUCUGAGCAUAGGCCCUGCCUGACCUUACUGCCCACCUCCCCGGUGCCUCCAGCCUACCCUGCUGCAUUGUAGACCCCUUGUACACUUUGACGGCUGCGCCUAUGUGUGCCUGCAGUCAUAUUCCUUACUGUGCCUGCCAGGCUUCUGCUCUGUGUGGUUGCUUGGUCCCUCCAGGCUGCAGAGUGGAACUUCAAGCAUACCCCUCAUGCAGGAGAUCUCCCUUGGCCCUUUGUCCUCCAGUACACUGAGUCUCUGCUCCAGUACUUCAUAGCACUCUGAAUUCGGCUACCAGUGUCCGUGGUGGGCUGUUUCCUUUCCUGUCCCCUCACCAGGACUCUGUCGUUUGACCAGUGAGUGGGCAGUGAACAGCAACUGACUGUGGGAGUGGAAGGAAUAAAGUGGCUUAGUGUCUCAGUGCAGAGAAAUAGACUAGGAUUUGUUCGGUCUCACUGGAUUGACUUGAUCUUCGAUUAGAAGAAAACUUACCAGGUUAAUAACUGCUAUCCUGUGUAUGUGUGUGUGUUCACAUACAUGUGACAUUCAGCCAUGGCUGCAGAUGGAAUGCAUGCAUCUGCCACCUCACACAGUGCCUAGAAUCCUGUAGACCCUCAGAACAAGGAGCAGAGUAAAGAGCAGGUCCCGGUAUAAAGUGUGCAGGCGGGGUUACACUGGAGGGCAACUUCUGCUCUGCUUGUGGAUAUGUUUCCCUCUCUUCUGACUGCAAGAUUUUAAAGAAGGAG